Molecule: messenger RNA, 4054 nt
Organism: Phycodurus eques (leafy seadragon)
Lineage: Eukaryota; Metazoa; Chordata; Actinopteri; Syngnathiformes; Syngnathidae
Gene: flrt3
Product: fibronectin leucine rich transmembrane 3
Exons: 3
Coding region: 1009-2961 (650 amino acids)
Molecular function (GO): protein binding
Source: RefSeq, a predicted model, not a curated record
AUCCGUGCGCGCAUGUCAUUGCGCAACUUGCAGAGUGUGUAAGUGUGAGGGGUGCCAGUAAACACAAUCGUCGUGCUACAGCUAAAUCCAAUACAGCUUUGGCCCCGUGAGUUAGAGGAACCGUUUUGGGAUUUGUAUCGAAUCCGCACAAUUUGGACUGGAUUACUUUCCCCCCCUCUCUGCCUUGAACCCCCUCAGAGGAUACCUGCAACUUUCUUUGUUGGUUGUCUUUUGAGGACUUGAGGUGUGAUUUGAGGUGUGAAAAGUGCCCAGCAUGAAUCAAGGUCCAGAUUCAUGAGGGAGGUUUGGCCCAAAACGAUAAGCACCUUUUGCCGGUUUUCUCCUUAGGAGAGAGAACACUUUUCAUCCACAUCCGGAACCGGAGCCCAGGAUUAAUGUAUACACAAUCUUGACAAGGGCCAAGAGGAUUCUGGUUACCUUUACAAGCUGGAGUACACAAGUGAACAGGCCUUGAUUGAGCCUGUGGCACAGGGGAUUGGCAUGGCUCAGACCAGCUUUGUGUCAACUCAUCAUGCAUGCCGCGCCUGAUUGCAGAGAGGAGCCUAUACUAAAACCAAAAGGAUUGUUGUAACUGGGGGGGGGGGGAAGAAAACAAACAAAACAAACAAAAAAAAUCUAAUCUACGGUUAUGGCUACUGAGCUUGAAAAAUUCAAGAACCUUUAGGAUUUUUUAUAUUACCUUAGAGAGUGCAGGCUUUCGCUCACUGAGAGGGGAUGCUGAUUCAGCAGGCUUAUCUGCCAUGGUAAAGGCAGUGAAGGCAUGAGCCUCUGACAAAAGAAGAGGUCAUCGUCCAAACAAGGAUCAGCUCCGCAAACACUGACCAGUCAGGAUAACACCAGAGAGCCUCCAGAAAAACCUCUCUUUUCAUAAAGGAUAAUACAAGAAGAAAACCUUUAUUGGAUUUUCCAGUGAGCAGAAAGGAUUUACUAACCCUUAUGAAUCAGGGCCUCUUGAGUGAUUAGACUGCCAGGCAACUCAGCUUCAAGAUGGUACGUCAAUGCAAGGCCUUUAUCCUCUCCCUCAUCAGGGUUGGACUGCUGCUGGGCCUUGCUAACCCACUGGUGACCUCUGCCUCAUGUCCCUCUGUCUGCCGCUGUGAUGGAACCUUCAUCUACUGUAAUGACCGUGGCCUGACUUCCAUCCCUAGUGGUUUACCCCUGGAUGCAACAGUGCUCUUCCUGCAAAACAAUCGAAUAAAGAGUUCAGGAAUUCCCGCAGAACUGAGCAGGCUCUCAAAUGUGGAGAAGAUCUACCUGUAUUGCAACAAUCUGGAUGAGUUCCCCAGUAACCUUCCUCUUGGGUUGAAAGAGCUCCAUCUUCAGGAGAACAACAUUCGGAUGAUCACGCAUGCAUCCUUAGACCAGAUUCCUUAUAUUGAGGAACUUCACUUGGAUGAUAACUCUGUGUCAGCAGUCAGCAUUGAAGAGGGGGCCUUUAGGGACAGUAGUCACCUUAGAUUGCUUUUCCUCUCCAGGAACCACCUUAGUACCAUCCCCUCAGGCCUACCCAUGAGCAUUGAGGAGUUGCGCUUUGAAGACAACCGCAUCUCAUCAAUCUCUGAACAGUCACUGCAAGAUCUCAUCAACCUGAAGCGACUAAUAUUAGAUGGAAACCUGCUCAACAACCGUGGGAUUGGAGAGAUGGCUUUCAUCAAUCUGAUUAACCUGACUGAGCUCUCGCUAGUGAGGAAUUCCCUGACAUCACCACCAGCUAACUUGCCAGGCACAAGUUUGGAGAAGCUGCAGCUCCAAGAUAAUCACAUUAAUAGGGUCCCACCUGGGGCUUUUGCCUUCCUUAGGCAACUGUAUCGCUUGGACUUAUCCGGCAACAAUCUAAGCAGCCUCCCACAAGGGGUUUUUGAAGAUCUGGACAAUCUCACACAGCUUUUGCUUCGCAACAACCCCUGGCAAUGCACUUGCAGGAUGAAAUGGGUGCGUGACUGGCUCCGGGCAUUGCCGACAAAAGUAAAUGUACGGGGAUUCAUGUGCCAGGGUCCUGAUAAGGUAAAAGGCAUGGCUCUAAAAGACUUAACUACAGACAUGUUUGACUGCAGAGAUUUAGAAUUUAUAUCCACAUUUGAGACAAGCACGGUCUCCAACACUGGCCGCCCCUCGCAGCCAGAAUGGCCCUCAUUUGUGACUAAAAGGCCUGGAGUAAAGCGACCAAAUAUGGGCAAAAAUUACCACGGCACUACCAUAUCAUCAGGCAGAAAGAUCAUCACAAUUAGCGUGAAGUCAAGUAGCUCAGAUACAGUACACAUAUCAUGGAGAGUAUCACAACCCAUGACUGCCCUUCGGCUCAGCUGGCUGAAGCUGGGACACAGCCCUGCAUUUGGCUCCAUCACAGAGACAAUAGUACAGGGGGAGAGGACGGAGUACCUGCUCACUGCGCUGGAGCCAGAGUCUUCCUACAGGAUAUGUAUGGUUCCCAUGGAGACCAGCAAUAUAUACCUGUCAGACGAGACUCCCGUUUGCAUAGAGACGGAGACUGGCUCUCAUAAAUCCUACAACCCAACAACAACUUUAAACAGAGAGCAGGAGAAAGAGCCUUACAAAAAUUCCAGUCUGCCUUUGGCUGCUAUCAUUGGAGGGGCUGUUGCACUUUUGGCAAUAAUCAUGUUGGCAUUGGUGUGCUGGUACGUCCACAGGAAUGGGUCACUUUUUUCCAGGAACUGCACCUACAACAAAGGUCGUCGGAGAAAGGAUGACUAUGCUGAAGCUGGCACUAAGAAGGACAACUCAAUUCUAGAAAUAAGAGAGACUUCUUUUCAAAUGAUACCAAUAAAUCAGCUUCCUGUGUCCAAGGAGGAGUUUGUGAUACACACAAUUUUUCCACCUAAUGGACUGAGUUUAUACAAGAGCCCACACAACGAGAACAGUAUUAACAACAGGAGCUAUAGAGACAGUGGAAUACCAGAUUCAGACUAUUCUCAUUCAUGAUAUUGCACACAGACAUUCAUGAUGAGUGCGUGCUGUAAACAGAUUGGCAAGACUUUUCCAAAACACUGGAUCUAUAGGACUAAGGGAGCAAUGUUAUUUACAUUUGCCAUAUAAUUUAUAUUUAAGGACAUUUUAUGAAGACUGAGAACAUUCCACUUGCAGGCCCUCACUCAACCAAUGGGUGUAGUACUGCAAUUAUAUUUUAGGGAUUUGUAGUAAUUUGUACUGUAUUUCCUUGGCUUAAAAUGAUCAACCAACUAAAAAGAAACUAUGUUCUGAGAUAUGAUAACUUGUCAACUGUGAAAGUGGGUUUUCAUUGCUGUGUUGAACAAUCAGACUUUAGAAAACGUAGGACAAGCACAGGUCAUUAUUUUCACUUUGUGGCUGUCUGAAAAACAAAGGCAGAAAUUGUCAUAAACUAAGCUACAGUUGAUCAAUAAAAAUCACAAAUCAGACAUGUUGCCCUCCUACGAACAAUAAACAGCAGUGAGCUCUCUCAUUUACUACUGAUCAAGGAUAUUCGAGUUUUCACAUGAUCACUCUGGAUGACGUGCCAUUCUUCAUUUCUCUACUUUCUUAGUUGUGUACAUUUGCAAGUUUGUUUGGAAGCUUGAAACACAGCAGAGUAACCUUAGCAGGAUUCUAGUUACAUUUGUUCUGAUGGGAUUGUAGGCCACAGCACAGGGCAGAUAAAGCACAUCAAUUUUAAAAGGACUCUUGGCUCCUCAAAACAAGAAGACUGGACAGGCUGACACAGGACCCCACACGAUCUCUAUUUGUAGAAGCCAACAAUGGCCAAAUGACAAUGGUGACAUUCUUCAGUACCGUCCCUGCGUCAUUCAAGUCAAAUGGCCAAAAAUACAUGAUUGUUAAAAUGAUCAAAGUGUCAGCAGUCCCUUAAGAUAACUACUAUUUUGUAUUUUCAAAGUGAACAUUUUUGUUGCCACAAUUUGAAAUUACCUGUUCUUCAUGUUUAAAAAAACCAAAGUGCAUUGUAUGCCCUUUGGCCAGUCUUGUAUGUGCCUUGAUCCAAUGCUUAUUGUAUUUAGCUUUUUAAGGAACCAGUGACUUUUUUUUCAUACACACUUGACUA